This is a messenger RNA of Orcinus orca (killer whale), 5298 nucleotides long. It is a transcript of the gene SLC37A3, whose product is annotated as solute carrier family 37 member 3. The transcript has 14 exons. Lineage: Eukaryota; Metazoa; Chordata; Mammalia; Artiodactyla; Delphinidae. The record is from RefSeq and is a predicted model, not a curated record. Gene Ontology annotation, cellular component: endoplasmic reticulum membrane. Gene Ontology annotation, molecular function: transmembrane transporter activity. Gene Ontology annotation, biological process: transmembrane transport. Bases 184 to 1524 code for a protein of 446 amino acids.
CCUGGCCGCGGCGGCGCCGGUGAGGUGGCGGUGGGAGUGGCAAGCUUGCGGGCGUGGCGGAGCGAGAGGAGCUAUCGGGCGGCCGGAGUGCGACUGCUACUGCGGACUCGGAAAGAAGAAAUGAUGUAAACCAUUCACUAUCCAGACUUUAAGGUCAAGGUGAGAAGGAAGGUCAGGAGGAACAUGGCCUGGCCAAAUAUUUUUCAAAGAGGAGCUCUGCUCUCCCAGUUCAGCCAUCAUCAUGUGGUGGUGUUCCUGCUCACCUUCUUCAGUUACUCGUUGCUCCACGCGUCAAGAAAAACAUUUAGCAAUGUCAAAGUCAGUAUCUCUAAGCAGUGGACCCCAAGUGCUUUUAACAAGUCAAUUGAACUGCCGGUAGAGAUCUGGAGCAGCAACCAUUUGUUUCCCAGUGCAGAGGAAGCCACUCUUUUCCUCGGAACACUUGACACCAUCUUCCUCUUCUCCUAUGCUGUGGGCCUUUUCAUCAGUGGUAUCGUUGGGGAUCGGCUUAAUUUGCGAUGGGUUCUGUCUUUUGGCAUGUGCUCCUCUGCAUUAGUGGUGUUUGUCUUUGGCACUCUCACAGAAUGGCUGCAUUUCUACAACAAGGGGCUAUACUGUAGCCUGUGGAUCGUGAAUGGCCUGCUGCAGUCCACUGGUUGGCCCUGCGUCGUUGCUGUUAUGGGCAACUGGUUUGGGAAAGCUGGACGAGGAGUUGUUUUUGGUCUCUGGAGUGCCUGUGCCUCAGUGGGCAAUAUUUUGGGAGCAUGUCUAGCUUCUUCCGUUCUGCAGUAUGGUUAUGAGUAUGCCUUUCUGGUGACGGCGGCUGUGCAGUUUGCUGGUGGGAUCAUCAUCUUCUUUGGACUCUUGGUAUCACCCGAAGAAAUUGGUCUCCCAGGUAUUGAGGCCGAAGAAAAUUUUGAAGACGACUCACACAGGCCAUUGAUUAGUGGUGCUGAAAAUGAAGAUGAAGCUGAGCCUAAUUAUUCAAUCCAAGAAGACAAGACUAUUACCCAAGUCAAGGCGAUAAGCUUUUACCAGGCUUGUUGCCUUCCCGGAGUUAUAGCGUAUUCACUGGCCUACGCCUGCUUGAAGUUAGUGAAUUACUCCUUCUUCUUCUGGUUGCCCUUUUAUCUGAGUAAUAACUUCGGAUGGAAGGAGGCUGAAGCCGACAAGCUGUCCAUUUGGUACGAUGUUGGAGGAAUUAUAGGUGGAACUCUGCAAGGCUUCAUCUCUGAUGUGCUACAGAAGAGAGCCCCGGUGUUAGCUCUCAGUCUGCUUCUGGCCGUCGGCUCCCUCGUUGGAUAUAGUCGUUCUCCAAAUGAUAAGUCCAUCAAUGCGCUUCUGAUGGCUGUCACAGGAUUUUUUAUUGGUGGACCUUCUAAUAUGAUUAGCUCUGCUAUUUCUGCGGACCUGGGUCGUCAGGAGCUGAUCCAAGGCAGCACUGAGGCUUUGGCGACCGUCACAGGAAUAGUUGAUGGAACCGGGAGCAUUGGAGCUGCGGUAGGCCAGAUUCUUCCUGUCUGAAAAGAAGCUAACACCUCAUAAGACAGAUUCUCCAGUCCCAGCCCGCCACCCCUUUCUUCCAGCCUGAACUUGGCACUCCAAGGAGGCCAUGAGACACAUGCUUCUCAUUACCCCACACCUGACAUGCAGGCCCUACCUCUGUCCCCCUACCAGACACACACACGUACACACAUUCUUCCCAUGGAUCCCUGCCAGAAAUUGCCAUGGACUCUGCAGCUGCCCUGAGUCGCUUACUCUGCUUCCUACAACUGUGUCUCAAAAGGCGGUUCAUAAAUGUCUUAUGCCAGAAUCAUCUGGGGGUUCAUUAAAGUACUGAACACUAAGCUUACUGUAGACUUGCUGAGUGAGAGCCUGGGGAUCUGUAUUUCAGCAAGCCUUCCUGGCGAUUCUUACGCACUCUGAAGUUUGAGAUCUUCUGGGCUAAGAUUGGCCUACUCUAGGUAAUCAGAACUAUUCAAAUCGAUCCUUUUUGCUUACAUUCAGCUUCAGAAAGGCAUCCCUUCUCUGGGACAGUCAUGAGUCAUGCCUCGCCUAGGGUAUACUACUCUAGGUCAUUGCAGAAUGUGGAUUUUGCAAAAUGUGGAUUUGAGAAUCAACUGCAUGGAUAAAAUGGUUGAAACCGUGGAAGUGAUGUGAUGUUUAAUGGGGAAAGAAAAUAUAGGCAAACCCUCAGAGGAUGCCCAAUGGUCACAGAAACAGGAAGCCAGAAUUUGAGGAGGUGUGUUACUCAGAUCAUAGAGGUAGAGAGGUCAGGAGAAAGAGAAUGGAAGGAAAAAGGCUUGUAGUUUUGACAUUGAGGUCAUUAAAUGGCCUUGAAGAUUGCUGCUUAAUGGGAGUGGAUCAGUGGUAUCCGAUUGCUAGUGGUUAAUGCAAGAGCAAAUACUGAGGGAGAUAAACCAUCUUAGUGCUGGUCUCCACCCAGCCAUAUAUUACACAUUUAUUUGUUAAUGUCUGUGUCUCCCACUGUAAGGUGAGCUUCACGAGGGCAGCAUUUUAUUUGUUUUGUGUUCUACUGUAGCCCUGGUACCAGGAACGGUACCAGGAACGGUGCCUGGCACACAGUAGACAUUCAGAUAUUUGUGGAAUGAUUGUAGAAUGAGUGAUUUAUAGGAUCAGUGUGUUAGCAUAUUUGAUUCUGAGACUAAAGGAAAAACAAACUUAGCAAAGGUAGGAGAAAUUUGUCCUGGAGUAGGAACUAAAAAAAAUGCUAUUGGCCACCUGUUCAGAUGUCUUCAUAUAAGGGGUAUUGGGCAUCCUUUUCUGAAAUUACUGUAUUUUAAGUUUUCCUUCCCAACUAAUGUUUUCUUCAUUAAUCAAAUGGGUAGAUUGUAAUUAGCAUUUCAAGGAGUUUCUUUUUAUUUAGAAUGCCUGCCAGUGUUACGAUCCCUAUCUGUGAACAUGGGUCAGCAUUAGGUUGACUUUCAUGGUUUGGGAAGCAGGACCAGGACCAAAGCAUAGCUAGCUUUACUCAUUCCCCCGCCAUGUUGAUUUUUGAAUGAUUUUCUAUUGCUUGAGGUAUGAAUUCCAAACUCCAUGACUUAAUAGGGACUUAAUAAAGCCCUUAGAAGGAAACAUAGGGACGACGCCUCAUGACAGAUAUACACCAGUGGUCAGUAAGCACCUGAAAAGAUUCUCAGCAUCCUUAGGGAGAUGCAAAGCAAAAACAUGAGCUACCACUUGACACCUAAUGGCUGUAGUUAAAACAAAACAGAGUAACAGGUGUUGGUGAGGAUGUGGAGAAAUUCACAUACAGUGCUGGUGGGAAUGUAAAAUCGUGCAGCUACUGUAGAAAACACUAUGGUGGUUCCUCAAAAAGUUAAACAUAGAAUUACCAUAUGACCCAGCAAUUCCACUCCUAGGUAUGUUGUACCCCAAAGAAUUGAAAACAGAUUCAGAUAUUUGUUUGCCGAUGUUCACCACAGCGUUAUUCAUAGUAGCCAAAAGGUGGAAACAACUCAAGUGUCCGUUGAUAGAUGAAUGGAUAAACAAAAUGUGGUAUAUCUAUGCAAUGGGAUAUUAUUUAGCCAUAAAAAGGAAUGAAGUUCUGAUACAUGCUACAACAUGAAUGAACCUUAACAACAUUAUGCUAAGUGAAAUAAGCCAGACACAAAAAUAUUGUGUGAUUCUACUUAACAUGAAAUAUCUUGAAUGGUAAAUUCAUAGAGACAGAAAGCAGAUUAGAGUUUAUCAGGGGCUGAGGAGAGGGGCCAUGGAGAGUUCUUGCAGAGAGUUAACGGGUGCAGAGUUUCCGUUAGGGGUGAUGAAAAAUUUUGAAAAUAGGUAGUGGUGAUGGUUGUGCAACAUCAUGAAUGUAUUUGAUGCUGCUGAGUUGUACACUGAAAGAUGGUUAAAAUGGCAAGCUUUAUGUUACAUGUAUUUAUUUUUUAAAAGAGCGUGGGUUAAAAACUAUUGGAUACCUUUUAUUAAUUGAAAAUAAAAGAAUGUGCUGUAGAGUGUCAAAGUCAUACAGUAAUCCUAUGAGCAAAUAGUGUAAUUGAAAAAUGAGUGGUAUACUUAAAAGACAAACUUUUAAAAAAAAGUUUUAUUUAUUUAUUUAUUUAUUUGGCUGCAUCGGGUCUUAGUUGCAGCAUGCGAACUCUUAGUUGUGGCAUGUGGAAUCUAGUUCCCUGACCAGGGAUCGAACCCAGGCCCCCUACAUUGGGUGCGUGGAGUCUUAGCCACUGGACCACCAGGGAAGUUGCAGAGACGAACUAUUUUUAAAAGCAUCAAUUAUAGUACCAUUCACUGGAAGAAGGACUGAUUAAGUGGAAGUGACUUGAGGCUGUUCAUCAUCCUCUCUUAAUUUUUUUUUUAUAAAUUUAUUUAUUUUAUUUUAUUUAUUUUUGGCUGUGUUGGGUCUUCGUUGCUGCACACAGGCUUCCUCUAGUUGUGGCGAGUGGGGGCUACUCUUCGUUGCAGUGCAUGGGCUUCUCACUGAGGUGGCUUCUCUUGUUGUGGAGCAUGGGCUCUAGGUGCGCGGGCUCAGUAGUUGUGGCUCACGGGCUCUAGAGCGCAGGCUCAGUAGUUGUGGCACGUGGGCUUAGUUGCUCCAUGGCUUGUGGGAUCUUCCCGGACCAGGGCUCAAACCCGUGUCCCUUGCAUUGGCAGGUGGUUUCUUAACCACUGCGCCACCAGGGAAGUCCCCAUCAUCCUCUCUUAAUAGAAAAGUGAAAAAAAAUAUACCUCCUGAACUUGUGCCUUCUGUUACACAGAUUUUGGACUGUGCCAGCUUACCAAAUGAAGGGUGUCAAUAAAGCUUAAAUAGGAGCAUGUAUAUGCAAGAGCUCUGCAAACUGCAAAACAUUAUACAAAUCCUAACUCCUUUUUAUUUUCUAGAAGAGAUAUGUUUAAUCUACUUUUUUAAAAAAAAUUAUUUAUUUUAUUAUUUAUUAUUUUUGGCUGCAUUGGGUCUUCGUUGCUGCGCGUGGGCUUUCCCUAGUUGCGGUGAGCAGGGGCUACUCUUUGUUGCAGUAGUACUUUUUGAAGCACGGGCUUCUCAUCGCAGUGGCUUCUCCUGUUGUGGAGCAUGGGCUCCAGGCGCACGGGCUUCAGUAGUUGUGGCUCGUGGGCUCCAGAGCACAGACUCAGUAGUUGUGGCGCACGGGCCUAGUUGCUCUGCGGCAUGUGGGAUCUUCCCGGACCAGGGCUCAAACCCGCGUCCCCUGCAUUGGCAGGCGGAUUCUUAACCACUGCGCCACCAGGGAAGCCCUAAUCUACUUUUUAGCUACUUCAGUUUAUUAUUUUAUAAAGGAUUAUAUUGUGAUUUCUUUUUCU